This is a messenger RNA of Ziziphus jujuba (common jujube), 1186 nucleotides long. Its product is annotated as non-classical arabinogalactan protein 31. NCBI's taxonomy places the organism in Eukaryota, Viridiplantae, Streptophyta, Magnoliopsida, Rosales, Rhamnaceae. The transcript has 2 exons. Bases 61 to 891 code for a protein of 276 amino acids. The record is from RefSeq and is a predicted model, not a curated record.
CCUCAAUCUCAGAGUCUCACCAUCUCUCUCUCUGUGAAAAAUAAAAAAAGAAAGAAAGAAAUGGGUUUUGCUACUGUUAAAGCACUUGCUCUUCUUCAGCUCACUGUGGUUCUAGUGAGCUCCUUCUCUGUCUUGGGAGAAGAGAUCCAAGCUGUGCCUCCCAUUCCUCCUCACCAUUACCCAGUAGAAGCCCCCAGUCUCCCUCCAAGUCCUCACCAUCACCAUCACCACCACCACCACCACCCUCCUUCUGUCUCGCCGGCUCUUCCCCCCAACCAUGUUCCGGUUCCGGUUCUGGCUCCCGUUCCGGCUCCAAGCCCCCACCACCACCACCACCACCACCAUGGUCAUCCUCCUACCCCAGCCCCGGCUCAUGCUCCUACUCACAAGCCUGUUCAGUCUCCUAGCCACCCACCGAGCCAUUAUGCUCCCACUCACCCACCUGCUCACCCUCCAUCAACCUCACCGGCCCACCCUCCCUCACACCCACCGGCCGUCCCACCCAGGAGGUUGGUUGCAGUUCAAGGGGUUGUCUAUUGCAAGGCCACCUGCAAGUAUGCCGGGCAACGAACCCUCUGGGGAGCCAAGCCUCUUCUUGGUGGGACCGUAAGGCUAUACUGCAGGAACACCAAGUAUUCUCUGGUUCUUACAGCAAAAACAGAUAAGAAUGGCUACUUUUUCAUCACAGCAAAUGAUAAAAUCACCAGCUAUGGCGCUCACAAGUGCAAGGUGUCACUAGCCUCGUCGCCUUUGGCGACCUGCCAGAAAGCAGCUGAUCUCCACGACGGGUUUAAGGGUGCCUUCUUAAGGGCAGAGAAGCCAAUCUUUUACCAAAAACGUCCUUAUUUGCUCUACACUGUUGGUCCAUUUCUAUUUGAGCCAAAAUGUUAAGCCAAAGUCCCCAUAUUUAUGCCGUUGAUUUUGUGGUCUAGAGACAAGCUAUGAGUUUCUUGGGGUUUUGUGUCUUCUUAAUUGUUUAGGAUUUCCCUCCUUCGCGUGGCAUGUUGAAAUAGUAGUUUGAAAUCUGGCUAGUGCGUAGUGUCUUUCCUCUGGGUUGAAAGAAUAAGUAAAUAAUGGAUUUUCAUUAGGGGAAAUAAAUGGAAUGGUAGAGUGUGAUUAGUAGCCUAUUUUUAGCUUUGUAUUGAAAACUUUGAAAGCAAAAGUAUUUCAACGGUCAUAAAUUGUA